Nothobranchius furzeri (turquoise killifish) is the source of this 2955-nucleotide messenger RNA. RefSeq names its product caudal type homeobox 1 b (gene cdx1b). Gene Ontology annotation, cellular component: nucleus. Gene Ontology annotation, biological process: anterior/posterior axis specification; animal organ morphogenesis; regulation of transcription by RNA polymerase II. Gene Ontology annotation, molecular function: DNA-binding transcription factor activity, RNA polymerase II-specific; RNA polymerase II transcription regulatory region sequence-specific DNA binding. The record is from RefSeq and is a predicted model, not a curated record. NCBI's taxonomy places the organism in Eukaryota, Metazoa, Chordata, Actinopteri, Cyprinodontiformes, Nothobranchiidae.
CUGAUGGAGCGCGCGCUGAGCAGGUGUAGGUGCAUACAGGUGUAGUGACGCGGACAGAGAGCUGGUUCACCUGACCAGGUGAACGGCACUAGGCUGGAUCCUCUGACUCCCGAAGGAGAUUCCUCACCUGGAAAGAUGUUCGUGAGUUACCUGCAGCUGGACAAGGAUCCCGCCAUGUACCCGCACCAGAACCCAGUCACCCGGCACCCGAGCCUCAGCCUCAGCCCGCAGAACUUCCCGGUACCGGGCCCGCCGCAAUACUCAGACUUCCCCGCCUACCACCACCAUCCCGGGCUGAGCGUCGAGCCGCACCAGGGCCAGCAGACCGGACCUGGACCCGGCGGCUGGAGCCCGGUUUACCCGCCGCCCCCUCCGCCCACACGGGACGACUGGUCCUCCCAUCCCUACGGGACCGGGGGAGCGCCUACGGGGCCCGGGAUCAGCGGGGGCCCCAUACCCUUCAGCCCGCAGGAGUUCCCCGGACAGCCGGUCGGCCUACCAGGACCGCUUUCUCCUGGAUCACCGCGGAGGAGGAAUCCGUACGACUGGAUCCGAACCUCGGUUCCGCCCAGCAACCCCAAUGGAAAGACGAGGACCAAAGACAAAUACCGCGUGGUUUACACCGACCACCAACGUCUGGAGCUGGAGAAGGAGUUCCACUACAGUAAAUACAUCACCAUCCGCAGAAAGGCGGAGCUCGCUUCGGCGCUCAGUCUGUCAGAGAGACAGGUGAAGAUCUGGUUCCAGAACAGAAGAGCAAAGGAGCGAAAAAUCAACAAGAAGAAACUCCAGCAGCCGGCCUCCUCUACGACCACGCCCCCCACCAGCAGCACCGGUGGACCCCACGGCAACAGCAGCAGCAGCAUCGCCAUGGUGACCAGCAGCAGCGGGAACAACGGCCUGGUUUCUCCGUCUUUAGCUUUGAACAUCAAAGAAGAGUACUGAGGAGGGCUGGAGGCCGGGUCGGGGCCGGGCACCACCAAGUCCUUCUGCCUGCUCAGGAAUUUCAAAGUAAAACAGUAAUGAACUCUGCCGGGAACUUCAGACUUUUAAUGUGAAAUCAGGCUGCUUGAGGGAGGUCCAGUUGGAUGACAAAACAAUCAAAUCAACUCCCAGUCCCAUCUGAAAUAAUUCAUCUGCGUGGUUCUUCUCCACAACCAGAGGUUCUCCUCAGGCACCUUCUGACCUGUUCCAGGGUGGCCAGCCGUGAGGUCGGUGACAUCAAUGGUCGUGUCGUCUCCAGGACAGCUUUCAUGUUUGAACUGGGAGGGCCUGUGGAGAACUGGUGACGUCCCAACCAUCAGGACUUGUUCCAGAGAGCUGCGUAGAAACUAAGACGUGCUGUUGUGGCUUUACUGAUUGUCCACAAGCUGUAGAACUCCUUCCUGUUCUCAUUCUCCUGCUUUAGACGUUAGAAGCAUUUUCGUGUCCCCGAGGAGUCCAACCUGAUGAGUGGGAUGCUCCGAUCCCUCGAGGGGACUUUCUACCAUAUUUAUUAGAAAUAAUCAAACAGGUGUGAGCACACCUGGACUGUCCCGCUUCCUCCACAACGAUGCAACCAGCUGGAGAUGUAGCCGAGGUUCCAGGGAGGAGAGGACCCUCCAACAUUUGCUUUCAUGUUUCUUCAGUAUGAACAAACUGAUCAAAUGAAUUUGCUCCUAAAUCAGCUGAUGUAACCUGGUUACUUCAUAAAACUUUAACACAAAGUGUUUAUUUUGUUCCUUCGCUAACGCCAUGACCAGGUGGACCUGGACAAACGUUGUGUAGAAGUUUCUGAUCUGAAGACACCUGAUGGUGCGUGCGUCUCUGGUCUCGUUUGUAUUGAAACAACUCCAUCGGAGGGUUUUAGACUCGUGUUGCAGUACUGGUACACACCCGUCAGACCACAACCCUCAUGCCUCCAGCCGGGACUCAAACGCCGGACCUUCAGCCUCCAGCAGAUGAAUCUUGGCUUUAUUGAGGAUUUAUUGUUUUAUGCUGAUGAGCCUGCAGUAAAAUCACAUAAAAGCCACAAUAAUCCUCAGAUUCACUUUUAUUUUCAAGUGUUUUAUUGAUGUUUGAUUUUCUGCUUCGGCAGCUUCUGUUUCAGAAAAGUUUAAAUCAGUUUCAGACAUGAACAAUGGAUGACCGAUCAGUCAGCUGUUAUUGUGGCUAGAUGAAGGAAUCCGAGUUAGAACAAGGUCUGCACCCUCAGAACCACAUCCCUGGUGGAGAACAUCAGACGUUCGGAGCUUCUAACCAAGAGAUCAGAAGACGAGACGGGUGCGUUUAGGGAGAACGUCGCUCUGCAGCGAGCUGGUUAACGACAUCAGAAAGAAAAUAAAACAGGAAACAUCCUGAAAAGAAAUCAGCCAGAAUAAAGAAGGAACAGGAAGGAGGUCACAUGACCUUUGAGCCUGGUUCCUGUCACCUGUCGACAGGUGAACCAUUAACCUGUGGACAACCAUAAAACUCCACUUUAUGGAGGGAUGAUGAGGGCAGGUUGUAAAUGAUGAAGAUGGGGUUCUGAGCAGGAUGAAUGAGUCACAAGAAGAUUUUCAGAGUAAAAGUCUGAUUCAGAGGCAGGAGCGUGUCCAGACAACUUGGAUGGGGCCAAAUACAUUUUUGGGGUGUUACACCAAAUGGGUCCUCGCGGUAACUCUGGGAGCGUUCAGCCUGUGGCGAUGCUCUGCAUUGUUGCUUUUAUUAAACAUUAAACCGUAUGUAUCCAAAACAUUUCACUCCAUUUUACAAACAUCUAAAAAAUAUUCAAGUAAUUUAAAUGUUAUUUAAAAUACUUUUCAGUUUAAUUCAGCCGUUGCUGUGUUCACGAACAGCCGUGGAGAUAAACUUUGUAAUGGUGAGCAGCAGAAACACGCGUUGUUUUAUUGUGAUCACUUCUUUACUGGGUGUUGUUUUUAUUGUGUUGUACAUUCAUGUCGUGAAUAAAUAAGAUACAUUUAUGGUUUGAGCCAA